GCAACCAAGCAGUUCCUGGAGGAGAUCAACAAGUGGACAGGCCAGUACAAUGUGUCCCCACUGUCUUGGAAUGUGGCCGUCAAGUUCCUCAUGGCCCGCAAGUUCGAUGUCCUGCGGGCUAUCGAACUCUUUCACUCCUACCGGGAGACGCGGCUGAAGGAGGGCAUCGUGAAGCUGAAGCCGCAUGAGGAGCCGCUGCGCUCGGAGCUGCUCAGCGGCAAGUUCACCAUUCUGAGUGUGCGGGACCCUUCGGGAGCCUCCAUUGCCCUCUUCACGGCUAAGCUCCAUCACCCCAGCAAGAGCGUGCAGCACGUGGUGCUCCAGGCACUUUUCUACUUGCUGGACCGAGCGGUGGAGAGCUUUGAAACCCAGAGGAAUGGACUGGUGUUCAUCUAUGACAUGGCGGGCUCACAGUACACCAACUUCGAGCUGGACCUCAGCAAGAAGAUCCUCAACCUGCUGAAGGGAGCCUUCCCGGCUCGGCUCAAGAAGGUUUUCAUCGUGGGAGCUCCCAUGUGGUUUCGUGUACCUUACUCCAUCAUCAGCCUGCUGCUGAAGGAGAAGCUGCGGGAGCGGGUGCAGAUGGUGAAGAUGUCGGAGCUGAAGGAGCAUCUGCCCCGGGAAUGCCUCCCCGAGUACCUCGGGGGUUCCCUCAAACUGGACCCUCUGAGCUGGAACUGCCGGUUCCUGCCCCAGCAGAACGGGCACCCUGACCCCCUGGAUGAGCUCAUCCUGGUGCCACUGGUGGCUCCCAAAGACAACGGCUCCGUUCACGUCCCCGGGCCCAAGUCUGUCACCCUCCAGGAGCUGCUGGAUCACGUCAGCCACAAGCAGAAACGAGGCAUCUAUGAAGAGUAUGAAGAUAUUCGGCGCCGGAGCCCGGCCGGCACCUUCGUCUGCGCUUUAGCACCCUACAACCAGGAGAAGAACCGGUACGGGGAUGUACCCUGCCUGGACCAAACCCGCGUCAAGCUGGCGAAGCCGUACAGCCGCCCAGAGCUGACUGACUACAUCAAUGCCAGCUUCAUGGACGGCUACAAGCAGAGGAACGCUUACAUUGGGACACAAGGGCCUCUGGAAAACACCUACGGUGACUUCUGGCGCAUGGUGUGGGAGCAAAACGUCUUGGUGAUCGUGAUGACAACUCGGCUGGAGGAGGGAGGCAGGAGAAAGUGCGGCCAGUACUGGCCCCUGGAGAAGGAUUUCCAGAUGUGCUUUGGGGCCCUGACCAUCACUAACCUGGGCAUGGAGAACCUCAACCAUUACAAGAAAACCAUCCUGGAGAUCCACAGCUCAGAGACCAGGGAGCGGCGGCUGGUGUCCCAUCCGGGGGGCCCCCCGAUCGUGGUGCACUGCAGCGCCGGCAUUGGCAGGACAGGUACCUUCUGUGCCCUGGACAUUUGCCUGUCGCAGCUGCAGGAUGUGGGCACGCUGAACAUCUACCAGACGGUGCUGCGCAUGCGGACCCAGCGCGCCUUCAGCAUCCAGACCCCCGAGCAGUAUUAUUUCUGUUACACCGCCGUCCUCGAGCACGCCCAGCGUGAGGGCUUGCUGCUCGCCAACCACA
Messenger RNA from Apaloderma vittatum (bar-tailed trogon), 1567 nucleotides. It is a transcript of the gene PTPN9, whose product is annotated as protein tyrosine phosphatase, non-receptor type 9. NCBI's taxonomy places the organism in Eukaryota, Metazoa, Chordata, Aves, Trogoniformes, Trogonidae. Gene Ontology annotation, molecular function: protein tyrosine phosphatase activity. The record is from RefSeq and is a predicted model, not a curated record. The transcript is spliced from 13 exons. The annotation marks the transcript as partial. Gene Ontology annotation, biological process: protein dephosphorylation.